Messenger RNA from Phyllostomus discolor (pale spear-nosed bat), 2948 nucleotides. RefSeq names its product ribonuclease H2 subunit C (gene RNASEH2C). The transcript has 4 exons. Gene Ontology annotation, biological process: RNA catabolic process. The coding region runs from base 55 to 573 and encodes 172 amino acids. The record is from RefSeq and is a predicted model, not a curated record. Gene Ontology annotation, cellular component: ribonuclease H2 complex. NCBI's taxonomy places the organism in Eukaryota, Metazoa, Chordata, Mammalia, Chiroptera, Phyllostomidae.
AGGCUUCGCGCCAGAUUUGGCCUUAGCCCGCGAGCUACGGGAUAGCAGCGGAGGAUGGAGAGCGGCGACGAGGAAGGCGUGGAGAAGCGCCGAGUCCACCUACGCCCGGACACUCUACGCAGCGCCACUCCCGCCACGCUGCACCUUCUACCCUGUGACGUCCCCGUUAACCGGCCUGCCCCCGUGGGGAGCUUCUUCACCCCGGCCAUCCGUCAGGGUCCCGAAGGACUCGAAGUGUCGUUUCGGGGCCGCAGCCUGCGGGGAGAGGAGGUGGAGGUGCCGCCCGGCCUCGCGGGAUAUGUGAUGGUGAUGGAAGAGAAGGAAGAGGUGUUGGUGAGGAAGCAGGGCUUCCCGCAGGGGUCGGACAAUGACGAGCAACAGCAGGAGCUGCUGGAGCCCCCGGAGGCGGCCCUGGAGCGGGACUUCGACCGCGUUAUCAGAGCCUCCGGCAGUUUCAGCCACUUCACCGUGUGGGGCCUGGAGACUGCCCCUGGCCCGGAUGCCAAAGUGCGUGCGGCCCUAACCUGGCCCAGCCUCGCUGCAGCGAUUCACGCACAGGUGCCGGGGGACUGAGAACUACAGCUGGAAGCUCAAAGCCACCGAUCCCUUCACCCAAUAAACCAGCUCUUCGCUUCUUACCUGCCGAUUCCAUCACUCUAAUAACCACCUCCUCACCACACCUGUGAGUUUGCCCACACCUUGGAGCCCACAAGGCAGCACUACCCUUUCCCCUACAAGAAUCCUUCACGGCUCUGGCCUCUGGAAACAAUUUAUUGCCAGGGGGCAGAGGAGGGAAGAGAGGCCAAAAUUUUGCAGCCAGUACCCACCCCACCCCCCACUCCUACUUUACAAAAGAAAUUUUUACAUCCAGCAGCCCUCUGUACAGAGUGCCCCACCCCCAUCUCACUGUACACAUCUCCCUGGCUCCCUCUGGUCCCUGGUUCACAGCAGGCCUGGGCCUGCAGCCAGCUGACCUCAGAGAUGACCUGAGCCCUGAGCUCACUUUGGUGCUGGGCACCGUCCGGCCCCUACCAGGCCUGUCCUCUCCUUGUGGAACUGUCCUCAGCCCGGUCCAUCUCCCUCAGGUCCCCCUUGGGGACAGGAUGGGCUGUCAGCUCCAGUUCUGCGGCUCGUCGGUGCUACCACGGCAGUGCCUGGUCACCACUUCCCCCUCUUGCUCCAGUCCUUGGGGGUGAAGUGCAGACACUUGGAGUCGAUGCGGAGGAGUCGCUUGAGCAUAGCCCGUUCGUGCCCGUCCACGAUGUCCUCUGACAGCGUGAGGAUGUACUGGCCCUGGGCGGGAGAUGGGACAGAGCAGGUCAGCCCAGGCGGGGCGUGCACUCUGCGCCCCGCACACACCUCUCUCCCCUGCCCGCCCCCCUACCUUGUAGUAGUUGAUGAGGUUGAGGUACUGUAGAGUGGAGAUGACGUCCUCCUUCUUGAUGCUGGUGAUUUCACUGAUCUCGCUGUGGGAGGGCAAAGAGCAGGUCCCCCGUGGGCCUUCUUCUUUGCCCAGGGUCCACGGGAGCCCCAGGGGGAGACAGCCGGGGAGAAGACCAUGCGCCCCAGGGAGGUGCGGCCAGGCUUACUUGAUGGUGAUCUGUGGCCUCUCCCCGCUCUCAGAUUUCAGCCCCAUCAGGAUCUCCAGGAUGGUCUGGGACCAGUAGCUUCGGUAGGAUAGGAGCCCAAGAUCCGAGAGGGGCUUCUCAGGGGUCCCCGUUUUCCCUUCCACUUUGGAGAGUUCGUAGCCUACAGCAGUGGAGAGGGAAGGAGGGAAGGGGUGAGCGGCCACGGCCUCACACACCAGUGCCGCAGAGCACCGGCUGCACCGGCAGACGCCCGCUUCCCGGUCCGGCCCCGCUGCGUGGUAGUUCCGUGACCUGGGUGUGCGGCUCGUCUGCUCUGUGCCUCCAUUUCCUCAUGAAGGACUACCGACUACCCACUCUUCCCGUGUGCCAAGCACAGUGGAGAACACCGCGUGCACCGAGAGGAGGAGCUACAAUCAGCUGGGUGGGGGGCCCUCAGGAGCCCGUGAGGGUUUAGAGGUACAGCAGGGGCAGCAGAGAAAUGGCUCAUGGAAAGAAGGGCCUCCAGUGUCCCCUCUCACCCUGCUCUCUCUCUGUGCCUGGGCAUGUGAGGAGGGCAGACCCCACUCUGCUUCAGGCCAGAGAUGCAUGGAUUCUUCCGGUCAGUUAAGGCCCUCUAGCUGUGACCUGAGGGGCGCCAGCAGCUCUAAGACAGACUGGUCGGACCAGGUGGUUGAGGCUGCAAAGAGCACCAAAGUGCUUCCAAGUCGGAGGGAGGCCAUCCCUCGGCAGGUGACGGCCCCCACGCUCUUUCCCUCCCACUCUGACUGCUGCAGGCAGUUCCUGGUGAGACCUCAGGCACUAGGAAACCCUGCGUGGCUUCGUGUCUCCCAGGCCGUCUUCACUGGCCCCGCCAGGGCCCUGGGGUGUCUCCACUAGUGGAGACCCUUCCUCACCCUCAGUCAGAACUGCUCCCUGUCGUGCCAGAGCCCAUUCUGCUUUCCUCCCUCUGGGGCAUCUUUAUCAGCCAGUCUUGCCCUCUUGCCUAACCUCACGGCUUCCACCAAGCAACUCCGUGAGAAGGACAGAGGCUGGUGCUUGGGAGAGAGGAAGCACGGGGCCCCGCUUCCUCUUGCUGGGUCUGCAGUGCAUGUAGGCUCCCGCAGGGUCAGUGGGACACCACCACACGGCCUCCUCGGCUGUGGGGGCUCCCGGCCCUUCCUCAGCGCCUCCCCUAACACCCACACGCCCAGUCUGCCAAGCUGAGCACACCUCGGCGGCCCUGCCUGCACCCCCUCUCCGCUGAGUCUGAGGCCCAAGACUUCUUAAGCAUUUGCCUGCUUUACCAGGCUGAGGACCUUCUGAAGAUGUGACCCCAUCUUGGCAUCGUUCUACCAAUAAAAUUUCUCAAAUGGACUAUGA